This is a messenger RNA of Amphiprion ocellaris (clown anemonefish), 822 nucleotides long. It is a transcript of the gene mrps6, whose product is annotated as mitochondrial ribosomal protein S6. NCBI's taxonomy places the organism in Eukaryota, Metazoa, Chordata, Actinopteri, Pomacentridae. The transcript has 2 exons. The record is from RefSeq and is a predicted model, not a curated record. Gene Ontology annotation, cellular component: ribosome; mitochondrial small ribosomal subunit. Gene Ontology annotation, biological process: translation. Gene Ontology annotation, molecular function: structural constituent of ribosome; small ribosomal subunit rRNA binding. Bases 120 to 452 code for a protein of 110 amino acids.
GACCUUUCCUGCCCCUCGUGUCAUAACAUGGUCGUCUUUGAACUGAACACUGUGGCAACGACAGCAACUGAUUGCUAACUGAAUCGAAUCUGCGACUCUAGGAUAACUUCACCGGAGCCAUGCCUCGGUACGAACUGUCUCUGAUCCUAAAGGCGAUGCAGCGGCCGGAGACGGCGGCUACUCUGCGGCGGACAAUAGAGACUCUGAUAGCGCGAGGAGCCGUGGUGAGAGACCUGGAGAACCUGGGGGACAGACUGCUGCCCUACAAGAUAGACAAACACAAUGAAAGGCACAGCCGAGGAUCUUACUUUCUGGUCGAUUUCUACGCUGCUCCCAGCAUCCUCACCAGCUUUCUGGAUCACCUGCAGCGAGAUGUGGACGUGGUGAGGUCCACUGUACUGAAGAAGGACGACCGGGUCUCCAGCAGCAACUGCUGUGGUCCCCAACAAUAACUGAAUGUUUCACUGCUCAUAUCCAGGAGAUUCGCUGUGUGAUGCUUCCCCUUUUGACCCUUUUUCAUAGCAGUCAGCCUGCAUUUGGAUGUAAUGUCAUGUUGUAAUAAACUACUGUUCCUGUCCUAUUUGCAAGUUACUUUUUACAUUGGACUCCGCAUGAUGUAGUCAUGCGAUGGCAAUUUCACUUCCUGUUUUCAUUCCAGUUUUAGAUGUGGUGUAUGGGCAAAUUUUAAAUUUGCCAUUCAGACUUGUUCAGGGCCCUCUGACAAAACUUGGUUAUUAACUAACUAUUGAGCUGUGACAUAUCUGCUAAACUUUUAUGAUUUGUCCUCAUGAGAUCAAAUUAAACAACCUUGCAUGACUUUAA